UUGAAACUAACGGAACAGCUGCUGAAUCAUUCGAUAAGUUCGUAGAGGUAACGCUGUCGUUCGAUAAGUUGCUAUCGGCCGAGCAACUGAUUGACAAAAACACAUUUUUGGGAACUACGGCUGUUGGCAGAAGGGCGAUAAAUUCCAUAUAAUUUUGGAAAUUACAAGGAAAGACGAAACCUUCAACGAACAUCGCACUUAGCAAGUAAUGUAAAAGUUCCGUCUUCGCCUCGAUGUCUUCAGCACAACGUCAGAAGCAGUUCGACUUGAACCGCGGUACCAACGCAACAGCAAAUGAAAACAAAAUAACAAUGAACACAAACUCGAAUUCGAAUUCGCCCGGACAACGUAAGCUGCAGGUCUCGAUGGAGCGUCUGCAAGUACAACAGCCAAAUAUCAAUAGACGCGCCGCGGGCUCCAAUUGGCAGGCAGCAGCAGCCGUCGGCAGCGAGAAUCAAAAGCAGCCAGCAGCAAAUAUGAGCGGAGAGGAUUCCAACGGCACCUUGUCCAAGUCGGCGCGUGCACGUCUUAAGCGUAAGGCACAGCGCAAUCGGUACUUGGCCAUGGACUGCGAGAUGGUCGGUGUGGGAUUCAAUGGCCAGGACGACAUGCUGGCACGUGUCUCCAUUGUAAACAAGGUGGGUGAAGUGCUGCUGGACAAGCACGUAAAGCCCCGCGCGCCAGUUACAGAUUACAGGACCGCCGUCUCGGGCAUACGCCCGCACGACAUCGAGAAUGGCGAGGAAUUCGAGGCUGUGCAGGAUGAGGUGGUCAAGCUGCUGCAUGGAAAAAUACUCGUCGGCCAUGCCCUGCGCAACGAUCUCGCCGUGCUGAACAUCAAACAUCCCGUGGCCCAUAUCCGCGACACCUCGCGCUACAAGCCGCUCUGCAAGCUCGUCUCCAACGGCCACACACCUAGCCUGAAGCGCCUGACCAUGGCCGUGCUCGGCCAGGAGAUACAGACGGGCGAGCACAACUCUGUGGAGGAUGCACGCGCCGCCAUGGGCAUCUACAAUCGAAUUGCCGCCGACUGGGAGAAGUAUCUGGAGCGGCGCCAGUAGAAAUGACGACAGUAGCAGAGUAAACGAAUCAACUAUCAUUAGGUCAUUGUCAUUGGAUUUUAAU
Molecule: messenger RNA, 1125 nt
Organism: Drosophila arizonae
Lineage: Eukaryota; Metazoa; Arthropoda; Insecta; Diptera; Drosophilidae
Product: RNA exonuclease 4
Biological process (GO): rRNA processing
Cellular component (GO): nucleus
Molecular function (GO): nucleic acid binding; 3'-5' exonuclease activity
Source: RefSeq, a predicted model, not a curated record